Messenger RNA from Python bivittatus (Burmese python), 1849 nucleotides. NCBI's taxonomy places the organism in Eukaryota, Metazoa, Chordata, Lepidosauria, Squamata, Pythonidae. The record is from RefSeq and is a predicted model, not a curated record.
UGUAUCCCAAGCAAAACAGGAGGCCAGAAGUGGGAAUUUAGAAGAAUCUAUCCAAUUGUUCCAACAGGCUCUUGAAAUCCAUUUCAGUGAAAAGCUGACAGCGAAUAUUAAAAAGUUAGAGGAAGCCCUGGCUGCUCUGGCUGUGGACCAGAAUGACGAUAGCUUUGUGGAUGUGUGUCAGAGUGGACUGAUGCUGUAUGGAGAAAUGCACGACAAGCUUUUUCAUCAUCAGAGAGAAGGGGUUGCUUUCUUGUACAAGUUAUAUCAAGACAGAAGGAAGGGUGGCAUCUUGGCAGAUGACAUGGGACUUGGGAAGACUAUUCAGAUCAUUGCGUUCCUCUCAGGUAUGUUUGAUGCAGAACUCAUCCGUUCCGUGUUGCUCAUUGUCCCAACCAGCCUUCUGAAUAACUGGAUGAAAGAGUUUGCGAAGUGGACUCCAGGCCUGCGAGUGAAAGUCUUUCACGGGACCAGCAAAGCUGAACGUGAAAAACAUCUGGAGCAAAUCCAGAGGAGAAAGGGCACCUUGCUCACAACCUACAAGAUACUCCUCAACAGCUGGAAGCAGCUUUCUAGCUUUAGUGGGAAAGAGUUUGUUUGGGACUAUGUCAUUCUUGAUGAAGCGCAUAAAAUUAAAACCUCAUCUGCCAAAACGACAAAAUCUGUUUAUGCCAUUCCUUCCAGAAACCGCAUCCUUCUCACGGGGACGCCAGUCCAAAACAAUCUCAAGGAACUGUGGGCUCUCUUUGACUUUGCUUGUCAAGGUUCACUUUUAGGUACAGUCAAAACCUUCCAGAUGGAAUAUGAGAAUCCUAUCACAAAAGCUAGGGCGAAAGACGCCAGUCCUGGAGAGAAAGCUCUGGGACUUAAAAUCUCAGAAAACCUGAUGUCCAUUAUUAAGCCAUGUUUUCUGAGACGGACUAAAGAUGAGAUACAGAAGCAAAAUAAGUCUGAACUUCCAAGUCAUCUUCCUGGAGACCAAAGUAAAGAUGUUGCUCCUACUAUGCCUUCUCUUCCUCAAAAAAAGGACUUUAUUGUAUGGGUGUUCUUAGCACCUGUACAAGAGGAAAUAUAUAGGAAUUUUCUAACUUUGGAUCAUAUCAAGGAGUUGUUGAUAUCUAAAAGGUCCCCCCUGGCUGAACUGAAUAUCCUGAAGAAGCUCUGUGAUCACCCACGGCUCCUGUCACCUCGCGCAUGCGGUCACCUUGGGCUGGAAGCAUCCAGUUAUAGUGAAAAGGAAGUUGGUGAAAAUGAACCUAGUGAGCUUCCAGACAUGAAGAGAAACAUUGGGCAUAUUUCUGACGAGAGGCUGCUUCAGGAGUCUGGAAAGCUGGGUUUCCUUGUGGCGCUGCUGGAAAGACUGAGAGACGAGGGACAUAGAACCCUGGUGUUUUCCCAGUCACGAAAAAUGUUGGAUGUUAUAGAGCGCAUCUUAACUCACAGGCACUUUAAGCUUAUGCGCAUUGAUGGGACAGUGACCCAUUUGACAGAGCGAGAGAAGAGAAUUGGCGUGUUUCAGAAAGAUCGAGACUACUCUGUCUUUUUGCUUACUACUCAGGUUGGUGGGAUUGGUUUAACCUUGACAGCUGCUAGCCGAGUGGUGAUUUUUGAUCCUAGCUGGAAUCCAGCUACAGAUGCUCAAGCUGUGGACCGAGCUUACAGGAUCGGCCAAAAAGAGAAUGUCAUAAUCUACCGGUUGAUUACCUGUGGGACAGUGGAAGAGAAGAUCUAUAGAAGACAAGUCUUCAAAGAUUCCUUAAUACGUCAAAGCACAGGAGACAAGAAAAAUCCCUAUCGUUAUUUCACUAUGCAAGAGAUAAGAGAGUUGUUCAUCUUAGAAGACACACGAAGC